GCAUAGAAGGUCUGUUCUUUUCAUCUAGUGUGACCUUGUUAUUCAAAGAUUACUUUACCUUUUAUAUCAAACCUUAUUGAAUUUAUAGGACCUAUCCUGCAGCACAGGCAUGUGUAGGUUUAAGGCAGGGUAUUGUAGUCUUUAUUCCAAAUUAAAAUUUUAAGUGAGGUGGUUAGUUUUUGUAUAGUGAAGCCUUAUUCAGUCACGGACAGGUAAAUUGAUCGUGAAUAGCUGUUUACAUAUGUGCAGCAAAUUGGAUGCAUUGGACCAGUCCAUCCUGGGCUGCCAGAUGUCGAGAAUACCAACUGGGCUCUGUGACAAUUUAUAACAAGAAAAUUGUACAAGAAAAGCUGUGUUUUGUUUCCAGUUCAUGUAGGACUUGGCCAUGUAAUACAGAACACCCAAAGCUUCAAGUCACAGGAGAAGUUCACAUAAGCUAACUCAUGUUACUAACAGAAGGUGGAACUUCAGUUUGCUUUUGUGUUUGUCUUGCAAAUAUAUCCAUGUAAUCUUGUUCUGGUGAGACACGUGUGUGUUUGUAUCAUUGUGGUUAUAACUGGGUUUGAAUAUUACUGUUGUAUUUGUAUUAGUUACAGGAAGAUAGCAAGUAUUUUAUGUUAUUCAUAUUAGAUUAACUCAGAAUGGUAAAAUCUGUCAAAAUGGUCAGCAUGUCUAAAUUGCGAUCUUGAGAAGACAAUUCUCACGAGUCGGAGAACAUUUAAUCAUUUAAAAUACUAGCUUUAUUCUGUUCCUCAUAAUAAGAACCCCAGCUAGCUCACUUUGUGCAUGUUUGGGUUUUAAUAUUUGGCUAAAGGUAGACUGAGGCUGCAGCUCCAGGAGCAGCAGGGGCAAUUUAAUAAUUUGCUCAAAGAAAUGAAGGUAAAGAGAGGACUCCCCCUCUUCUUCCUUGCUUCUGGUUGUGCAGUUCAGCCACCUUCUCAAGUCAGCUUUGGCUCUUCUCAGAGUCUUCUCUGAAUUGCUUGGACUUGCCAGCUCAGCAGAGAACUGCCCGCUCAUUGGGAGGAAGCAGAAGUUAGUAUUCUGCCACAUUUAGGGAGCUGAGCUGGCUGUGGAAGAGUCUGAGUGCCAGAGCUGGCACUGGAGGAAAGAAUGGGAGCAGGGGUGGGCUGUGAGAUGGGCUCGCUUUGCCUUGUGAAACUGCACUGUCUGCUCACAAAGCCAAGCUGUGGCAUGCUGAAGGGGCUAGAGAGAAGUGUUUCAGGGUACUGUCUGGUGAACAGAACUGGGCAUUUUUCUGAUUCAGAAGUGAUUCUUUUUCUGUCUUUGCUUUUCUGUCCCACAUGCUCUUUUUGCUUUUCUUGUGGAUCCCUCCCUCCCUCUGCCCAUAGAAGACCACACAAACAAUCAGUUCUCAUUCAGUUUGUGGCAUAAUUAAGCUGCAGAGGACUUUAAUACUUAUGUUGGAGAGACAAAAUAGUGCAUAAUGUUGGCACUAGACCAGAAUUGGGACAUUACAGCUCUGUCAGCAAAGCUCCUGUUUGUCUGGCAGACAGCUUGGUUGAAAUUAGUCAUCUUAACUCCUGAUCAUCUUGAUAGAAGAAAAGCCAAACCUGUAUCCCACAAAGAUCAAAAGACGUUAAGGCUAAUCUAUACCACUACAGCAGUGCAGAGGAAAAAUGUAGGAGCCUCAGGACCUGAGAAGUACACGGAGGCAUUUAUUAAAAAACAGAUUGAAGAGUUCAACCUAGGAAAGAGACAUUUAGCCAACAUGAUGGGAGAAGAUCCAGAAACUUUUACCCAAGAGGAUAUUGAUAAAGCUAUUGCUUAUCUCUUUCCUUCUGGCUUAUUUGACAAACAAGCCAGGCCUAUGAUGAAGCAUCCUACUGAAAUUUUUCCAGAGCAGAGGAAAAUCCAGUGGGGAGAAGAUGGCCGACCACUUCACUUUCUUUUUUAUACUGGCAAACAGGCAUAUUAUUCAUUAAUGCAUGAAACAUAUGAAAAAUUGCUAAAUGUUCAGAAAUAUCAAGAUGAACUGACAGCUCAAGACCUUCCUCCUAAGAAGGAGAAAAAAAACCUGGGUGGCAGCAGAUGGCUGACUAAGAUUGAAUUGGAAGAAAUGUUGUUAGAAAAACUGUCAGAUGAUGAUUAUGCAAGAUUUGUUCAACUCUUAGAAAAAUUGAUGAUGUUUCCAUGUGGUGACAUUGAGGAGAAGUAUAUACAAAAGUUUUCCAGAGCAGUUCCUGUGCAGUUACAAAAGGUAGUUAUUGAGCCCUUGAAGUACGAUGAGCAAGGAGUGGCCUUCAGCACUGGUGAAGGUACAAGAAAAACUGCAAGAGCUACUGCAGUAGUUUAUGACAAUGGGACUGGAAAAAUUACAGUGAAUGGAAUAGACAUUUUACAUUACUUCCCAGUGCUGCAGGACAGAGAACAGUUGUUGUUCCCUUUCCAGUUCCUAGACAGAGUUGGAAAACAUGAUAUGGUUUGCACAGUCUCUGGUGGAGGAAGAUCUGCACAGGCUGGAGCAAUACGUUUAGCCUCUGCAAAAGCCUUAAGGAGUUUCGUGACAGAAAAGGAGGUGGAAUUCAUGAGGCAAGCUGGACUACUAACACUUGACCCACGUGUGAAGGAACGAAAAAAGCCUGGCCAAGAGGGAGCCAGACGGAAAUUCACCUGGAAAAAGCGCUAAGUCUGAGUAUUUAAAGAAGGACAGAAUGUACCAGAACUUCAAAACAUACUGAUGUAUGAUUUAAAACUGUUGUAUAAAUAUAUUUGGUAAUAAAAACAUUUUCCAUUAUAACUACUAUGUUUUCUCUGUUUAAAAAGCAACAAAGCUUUCUUUAAAUUUAUUGAAAAUUGUGUUGUGAUUUGCCGUAUUGCUAAAUCUGAAAUAGCAACUUUGAGUGCCAGCUUUGCAUCUUUGCUCCACUGAAGUCAAUAAUGAUUUAUGAAAGUGUUGGUGGAUUAUAACUUCUAAAAAUCAAUCCAUUUGUUCAGUGACUUGAGUGUCUAAAUUCUGGAAUUAGGCAGCUCCUCACCAGGUAUUUGGACAACUUUGACGUGCUUCCCUUUCUGCCUGGCAGGUGUCUGAGGAUAAGUGACAACUUCCCGCCUAAGCUAUGGUGGAGUUGAGAAACUAGUGAGGACGGUACUGACAAUUGAGGGGAUGUUGAGAGGGGAGCAGUCACAGAGGAUAACCUUUGCCUAUGGAAUCUGUUGUCUCCAGGAUGCCUCCUGGAGGUUAGGUAGGGAGUGAUUCAGAGCAGGUACCUAAAUUUAGGUGCUCUGAAUCACUCUCUGGAGGAGUCAGUUUUUCUCUUCUUCCCCCAAAUGCAGAAGGAGCUGGAGGGAUUAAGCUAAAGUUAAUCUUUUAGAAUGCUCUUCUCCACCCCUUAGAUCUCAAGGGGCCUGAUCAAGGAGGCGUGUUCUGAAUAUGGCUAAUGCACAAAGAUAGCAUUGGACUCUUUGCCAAAUACAGUCAUAACUUUUCUUUUUUAAAAUCAGAAGCAGGAGGUGAUGACAGUGCUGCCCACCUCCUGUCUAUAAUUGUAGCCUUCCAAAAUAGAUUAGUGGUUACAGCACUCACCCAAAAGUGCAAGGUGUUGGUUUAUUGCCAACUUCCUUGCUGGGACAAAGGUCAGAUACAUAGAGCUUCCAAGGAAGAGCAUAUCUUUCAUCUUUCCUGUAGGAACUGGGCUACAGCAAAAAAGACUAUAAGGUUCAUCUCACCAGGAGAAAGUAGAAAAAAAUUAAUUCAACUCGGUAGUUUUAACAACAGGGCACCUUCCAACUUUUCUUUUAAUUUAGAAGACUUCAGUACUUGGAAUUCUUCCUCUUCAGCCAGAUUUUCUGUUAGAGUACCUGCCCUGCUUCUUACUUGCUGUAGAUUAUACCAAAAAUAUUAUACCUCAGAGGUAACAAAAGGUGCUAGCAGAUCACCACAGGUGAUAAACAACUAAGUGAUCUGUAUGGGUCAUUAUUUUCCUGAGCACCAUUCAAGAGAGGGGUAUCAAGUAAAUAGACCUCUUGAACUGAGUAAACCAAAGGAGGUCAGAAACUGGGUAUACGUUCUGAUGUGUUUCUGAUUCCUUACUCCCCAAAGGCACUCUGUGCUGCUUGUUAACUCUUGUUUCAUGAGAAUGCUCAGUAAACUUGGGCAAGAUUUCUCAUUGCUGAGGUAGUUUGUCUCAUUCAAAAAACGUGACUCUGCACCUACCUGACAGGAGGUUGUAGCCAGGUGGGUGUUGGUCUCUUCUCCCAAGUAACAAGUGAUAGGAUGAGAGGAAAUGGCCUCAAGUUGUGCCAGGGGAGGUUUAGAUUGGAUAUUAGGAAAAAUUCUUUGCCAGAAGGGUUGUCAAGUACUGGAACAGGCUGCCCAGGGAAGUGGUGGAGUCACCAUCCCUGGAGGUAUUUAAAAGACACGUAGAUGUGGUGCUCAGGGACAUGGUUUAGUGGUGGACUUGGCAGUGCUACGUUAAUGGUUGGACUCUGAUCUUAAAGGUCUUUAUCAACCAAAACGAUUCUAAGAUUCUAUGACUUUAGUUGAAUUCAACAGCUGAGGCAAUUCACCUAACUCUUUGAAAAACAAACGGGGGUUAUGUGAGACAUGUUUUACACGAAGGCAAAUAGAAAAUGGUUUAAUUAGUAUUUCUGCUAAUUUAUCUGUGAAUUGUUUAUGUGUAGAAAAAUAACUCAUCAUGUUUCAGUAAAAGCUGUGAUUUGAAACGAAAGCAUUCAGUAAAUAUCCAUGCUGGGACAGGUACCUAAGGAUUCCUCUGACGUGCUUACAUAACAAAACAUACAUAAGCACAUGAACUUAAAUGAAGGCACUAGCUGAAGAUGAUAUUGGAGGAGAUUAAAUAGUAGAAUUUUUAUCUUAAGACAAAUGAAAAUUGAUCAGUUUGACCAUAUUAAUUUUCCUACCUCAUUAUUAGGCAAUAAAGCUGAGUGGAACACAUAUCGCUACUUACAAUAUACAAAGUCUUUUAUCAUGUUUUAAAGGAUUUCUUAACGUUUUACCUUCCAAAAAAGUAUGGGCACAGCCUUUGGUGUUUAGAUCCAGCAAAAAUUUUAGACAGGGUAAAGCUUUAGAAUUUAUCACAACUUUUUAGGGGAGUCCAUAGAAGUGGUUGUUGUGCAACUGCAUCCCUUGCUUCAUAGCUACUUGCUCAGGCUUCCAACUAGUUCUGAAACAGCCAAAAGAGAGAAGUAUUUUGAAAACAAAAAGCCAGAAUUGUACGUAUUUUUUGCAUUUUUCACUUGGAUGAGGUUCCUCUCAAUCAUCUGCAAUACAUGUCAACAUUGAGGAGUCAGGAGAUGAAAUAAUUAAGAAGGACUAUUUCUGUGGUGUUAAAGCUGAUCAAAAGGUGAGACAAUUUUUUUCACUCAUUUUUAAAAUUCGUCAGAGCCGAAGUAUCUUAUAUGCCAUCAGUUUCUGGUAAUUGUCACAUUUCUUUUAGUGUGGAAAGCAGUCAGUCAGAAGAUAAUGCUGUAAGGAUGUUUCUGUUUUGUAUUAAUACUGCUAUGUUACCACAAGAUGGAGCAGUUUGCAAUCUAAUGAACUGUUUUCAGAAGUGGUAUGUAGAUACUUGGGAAAUAAAUGAUGAUGAAUGUUCCUUAUAAAUACUGAUUUUCUUUUUUUUUUUAAUAACAACAGGUAAUUAUGAAAAUAAAUGUAUUGGAUUUCAAAA
Molecule: messenger RNA, 5648 nt
Organism: Grus americana (Whooping crane)
Lineage: Eukaryota; Metazoa; Chordata; Aves; Gruiformes; Gruidae
Gene: MRPS9
Product: mitochondrial ribosomal protein S9
Exons: 11
Coding region: 1445-2647 (400 amino acids)
Biological process (GO): translation
Cellular component (GO): mitochondrial small ribosomal subunit; ribosome
Molecular function (GO): RNA binding; structural constituent of ribosome
Source: RefSeq, a predicted model, not a curated record